Synchiropus splendidus (mandarinfish) is the source of this 2843-nucleotide messenger RNA. RefSeq lists its product as uncharacterized. The coding region runs from base 531 to 1658 and encodes 375 amino acids. The record is from RefSeq and is a predicted model, not a curated record. Gene Ontology annotation, molecular function: cell-cell adhesion mediator activity. The transcript is spliced from 7 exons. Lineage: Eukaryota; Metazoa; Chordata; Actinopteri; Syngnathiformes; Callionymidae.
UGUAAUCGUGUUUGCUUUGUAGUUAUCUUAAUAAUAGUUUAUACAUAGUAGCUAUACAUGAGGCAAUCUCUAGAAUAAGAGUUCAAGGCGUUGUGUGCUGGCAAAACGUUUUCUUUAUAGUCGUUUUAGUCGUCCUUUUGGUUAAAAUCGCUUUUUGCAAAGUAUUGAAAACAUAACAGAAAAAAGAAAAAACAACUUAAUAUACAAUUAUCCUCAGCGUUAAACCUUCCAUUUUACAUCAACAAUUCUCGAAAUUAAUUGUUUUAUUUAUUAAGUACCGCAACAAUCUACCAGAGGUCGCCAGAAUGCAGUUCCAAGUUCCAGGCAAAACUCCAGUCCCGCCGUGUCUGAGCGCAGAAGAACCGACUCACAGAAGUGGGAGGCAGCUGUGGACUUCGCUGCCCAGCGAUGAGCCUCAAACGGUUUCUGUCGUCGAGAUGAUGGGGAGGUAGACGCUACUGGGCUUGUGGUUUUUCCGUCAUACAAGUACAGUGUUUGUGUCAGCACCCAUCCUCCAUUUUAAAUGAGCAAUGAGGACGAUGAUGAUGGCGGUCUCCUGCAGGAAAGACAUGCUGGUGUUUUUACUUCUCCUUCUGGUGGAAAACCUUCAAGGAAAGGUAACAGCACCUGCUCGUCUUGAGGCUCCGGUGGAGAAGCCGUUCACGCUGACCUGCAGUUUUACCAGAGACCGUGGUCAAACACUCCGUCUGGUGCACUGGCUGGACGUCCAGAACAAGACGCUGCUGACCUACCAGCCCGGUCGUGUAGAGACCUUGACCGGUCAGCAACAUGUGGAGCUGGCAACGUCUCCAAAGGACACUUCAGCUGUUACCAUCCAGCGGGUGGGAUUUCGAGACGAAGGCUGCUACACUUGCAUCUUUGAGAUGGCUCCCUCUGGUACACAGCAAGGACAGACUUGCCUCACCGUCACUUCGCAAGUCACCGCCGACCGCAACAAAACAGCCUUGAGUGGCAAGAAGGCCCAGUUGUCCUGCUCCUACGGCCUGCCUGAGAAAGUGCAGGGCAUCACAUGGAGACACACGUCUGCGCUUGGCCACUCGGCAGACGUGGCCUCUUUUGCUAAGCAGAGCGACCCGAUGAUUGAGCCGCCGUACCAAGGAAGGGUUUGGCUCAGUGCCUCGCUGUCCGACAGUCGGAUUACCAUCCAGCCUGUGGCCAUCCAGGAUGAAGGCUGCUACACUUGUCUGUACAACACACACGCUGAUGGUCCGAAGAGCUCUAAAGUCUGUCUUUCCAUCUACGUGCUUCCUAAACCUCAGGUGAGCUACAAGACCACGUCUCCCGGCGUGAUCGAGGCCAACUGCACCGCUGUAUCCAGGCCCCCGGCAGAGAUCGUGUGGAAUGUGGAGAGAGACAACCGCACCAUGGGCCCCCCUGUGAUCACACAGCUCCUGCAGGAGGAUGGGACCACCCUUGUCAUCAGCACACUCACCGUCCAAUCAGGCCUGCUGAAAGACGUCUCCGUCAAAUGUCUGGUGCACCACAAAGCUCUGGAGUCGCCCAUCGCUGUAUCCAUGAACACGAAGAUUGGAACAGCUCUGACCAUCCUGAUCUCAGUCACUACGGUGGCGUCGCUGCUGGUUCUGUCUCUGUGCUUCUGCCUCUGGAAGUGUUUCUUGCACAAAGAAGCUGAUUAGCCUCAGAUUGGGCCGAACUCUGAGAUGAGGGAAGAUCAGAACUUUCUGAAUCAUCGGCUGGUCGCGAAGCGAGGAGAAGCACCGACCUUAGGAUACCAAGUACAAUCCUAUUUAUAACCUCCAGCUGUGCGACAUUCAUCCAUACUGUCAGCUCUUAAAAGGUCCAGACAGUCGGGUGCAUCCUACUUUCAAUAUAACAACGAGUGACUUUUAAUGUUACGGUGAGAUGAAGGCAGUGGGUUUAUAAUCUGCUUCAUGUAUUUAACUGUGUAUAUUAUCUUGUGUUUCUUUGCUCUUCAAACUUGUCCUGGUGUGUGUUGUUCAGCGUAAUGAGAGCAGAAGCGUGUGUGUGCUUGACCUUUCCAAUACAAAGAAUCGAUCCCCAAAAGGCUGCUGUGUGGAGCCCCACGCAGGAAUGCUUCCGUGUUGGGUUACACAAGUGUACUCUCAGCUCUCGGUCUGGGUGGUUUUGGAGGGUUGAGGCCCAUCAGACUGCACCUGGAUGAAAUCCAUAUACGAGCUCCGAACCAAAGAAGCACUUGGACGACAGUAUUCACUGUUUCCAAACACGCCAAGUAUUCAUGAUGUUCUCUUUAAGUUAAAGAACUGAUUCUUCCAUACCAACUAAAUAUCAAACUUGUGACGCUCCAUGACAGCAACAAAAUGUGUAUAUACUGUACUGCAAAACAGAUGGAUUAAUAAAGAUAGUUAAAGAUAGAUAUAGAGUUGAUAAUAUGUGUCGGUAUCUGGGGUUCAAACAUUCUUCAGUCCAGUGGCAAAUCUGCGAGCCAGAUGUGCUUCUUUUUUUGAUUCCACCAAACACCAGGUUUAACAGUGAAGCGCCGCAGAACAAAAACACACAUGCUGUGGAUUUACAGCAGCAGAAUUCUCCUGAUGUUUCUGUGAGCUGAAGGGCAUGAGUGAGUGGGAGAAGAGAGAGGGGCACAUGUGUGUGUGGGGUGUGUUUUGAAUGUGGAGCCCCGGUUGAAGCUACCUUUCGCGAUGAAAGCUAAUUUUUGGAAUGGUUUUGUUGGGAAAGGAUUAUUAUCAAACCACUCAGAAAGGAAAGACUUUUUUUUUUGUUAAGUCAAACUAAUGUGUAUUUCUUUGGAAUAUUUUUUAUUAUUUUUUGGAUUAAUUUGAGGAAUUUGUUCGGCUGUGAAUAGUGAAGGGGUGGUGAGGCUU